Molecule: messenger RNA, 1098 nt
Organism: Letharia lupina
Lineage: Eukaryota; Fungi; Ascomycota; Lecanoromycetes; Lecanorales; Parmeliaceae
Exons: 1
Coding region: 1-1098 (365 amino acids)
Molecular function (GO): hydrolase activity, acting on ester bonds
Source: RefSeq, a predicted model, not a curated record
AUGAAGACUCGAGCACUGACUAUCAUGGCUACAAGGGAACAAGACCAAAGCUUAGUGGCAGAUUUUGCCGACAAGCUGGGCAUCACUGACGACGCAAUCCCAGCCCUUGAAUCUACAAGCGGCAAUAAGAAAUCAAGGGGUUACAUUGUCCCUGCAUUUGGUUGGCAUCCAUGGUUCUCUCAUCAAAUUUUCGUCGAUGGGAAAGGUGUAAUCCCUAGUAAACUCAAUCAUUACCGGAUGGCCAUAUCGCCCUCACCAGAAAAUGAUGAUGAUUUUAUUGCUACACUUCCUGAUCCUCGACCACUGUCCCAUCUACUCGAUCAGACUCGCAGUUACCUUCAAAAGUAUCCUUAUGCGAUUGUGGGCGAACUCGGACUCGAUCGUGCCUUCCGUAUCCCUGGAAACGAGUUGGCAGACAACCGAUAUGAGAGGGAUCCAGCUUUGACGCCCGGUGGAAGAGAGGGCCGACGACUGUCACCUUACCGCGUUGAUAUGCACCAUCAACGGAAAAUCCUGAAGGCGCAACUCAACAUCGCCGGAGAACUGCAAAGAGCAGUUUCUGUUCAUGGUGUAGCUGCACAUGGAGUAGUCUUCGAAACCCUGGAAGAAACCUGGCGUGGACAUGAGAGACGAUCUCUGAGCAAGCGCGAAAGGAAACGAAGAGCAACGCUUGAUGCAGCACACCAAGAAGAAGAAUUUUCCGAGGCAGAUGAACAGAGCUCCAAUUUAGGUGGUCCUAAGCCUUUUCCUCCUCGAAUAUGUCUUCAUUCAUACUCUGGGCCCGUAGAUACCCUCAGACAGUACCUCCACCCAUCAGUGCCUGCAAUCAUCUUCUUCUCCUUCUCUCUUCUCGUCAACUUUUCCUCUACCUCAAGCAAGGCCGUCGCUGCCAUCCAAGCAGUGCCUGAUGACAAAAUUCUCGCUGAGAGUGACCUACAUGCCGCUGGAGAGAAGAUGGAUGGCUUAUUAGAGGAUAUUGUCCGAAAAAUCUGUCAAAUCAAGGGUUGGACGUUGGAGGAAGGCGUGAAGCAAUUACGAUCAAAUUGGUGGCACUACAUAUUCGGAAAGAAAUUAGGGAAUGAGGAUGGCGCUGAAUAA